Eimeria necatrix is the source of this 1020-nucleotide messenger RNA. RefSeq lists its product as hypothetical. The transcript has a single exon. The record is from RefSeq and is a predicted model, not a curated record. The coding region runs from base 1 to 1020 and encodes 339 amino acids. Lineage: Eukaryota; Apicomplexa; Conoidasida; Eucoccidiorida; Eimeriidae.
AUGCGGUCUCUGAAUGCAGCCCACAGUUACGUUGCAGUUUUUCUGGGCGUUUUGUGCUGGGCGCAAGCGAAUGGGCACGAGUGGGAGUCGCGGGAGGUUCUGGAGUUUCCCGAGGUGCUGGUGGGCAUGCACAGGAUCGACGUGGGCCUGGGAGUCCCCAGCUUUCGCUCUUCCUACGACUUGUACGGACGCGACCACCACUCUGCAAACGCCUACCCCGGCCUCUACCACACUAGUUUCUACGUGCCUGCGCUGCCUUCCGCGGGCCAGCUGCGGGACUGUUUGUUGAACUACACUUUGGACGAGUUGGCGGACGCGCGGCGCUACGGCGUGUUCAGCGUGCGCGCCGUGUCAGUGCUGGUGAACCGCAAGCGGGGCCUGCUGGAGUUCCGGCUGAAGCCCCACGAGCUGCAGGGCCUGCGGCGGGAGGCGCGGCGGCUGCUGCACUACCCCGGCGCGCUGGUGGUCCGCAAGCCCAUCCCCCACGACUGCAUGUUCGUGAAGGGAGACCCGCUUUCCUUUUACAUUGACCAGAACGGAGUGAGUUCUGUGUGGCGGGUGGCGGUGAACCUGUCGCCCGAGGCCUUUGCGGUGUACAGACCCUCCCGCUCCGCCGCGCCCCACUUCGCAGUCCCCGCCGGCGCCCUCUUCGACUCCACUUUUGUUUCCGUGGGAGUUUGUCUGUUGGCCACGCGCGUGCGGGCUCAGCCCGAGGAGUUGGUGCUGGAGGCCUCGCUGCGGGAGCUGCGGGUGAAGCAGAUCUUGGGGGGCGGCCGCUACCGGCUGCUGCACGUCUUUCGCUGGGCUGACUGCCGCUGCACUCCGCAGAAGCUAAGAGAAAUCGCCUACUGGCUUCUCCCCAGAGAGGAAGACAGCGUGGUUUUGGUGCACACGGGCAGGGCCCCCGGCCAGACCGACGCGGCCCGCUGCCAGAGCGAGCCGCUGCGCAGAUACACCAGCUGGGACGCCGCGCGCGCGGCCCCGGGCCUGGCUCUGGAGUCGCCGCUGCUGGCGCCUUGA